AUGAUGUGGCUUGCCAGGCUACCAAUGCUGUGCUCUUUAGUUAUAUUCCAAGCAAGGUUUACACUCAACAAACCAUUGCCAAAAUGGGAAAACGACCUUCUGACACAUUAUGAAGAAGAGGCAGAGGAGGUUCUGAGCUCCCUCACUGGAACAAUGAAAGAAGAACUUAAAGAGAGUCUGAAUUUAACAGGAGCUGUAUUUCAAGAGAAGACCACAAUGAAGCUUCCUCAGUAUAUGAUUGACCUCUAUAACCAGUAUGCAGAUGAUAGGACGUCUAUGCCAGUGUCCAACAUAAUCCGAAGUUUUAAUGUUGAAGAUAUUUUGUCGUCAUGUUCCCAAGAAAAUCUACUACAGAGUGCCAUUUUGCUGUUUAAUGUGACUAUCCCCCAACAUGAGGAGGUCAUGAAGGCUGAGCUCAAGUUGAAGCUUUCUUUAGGACAUUCUAAUUUGGGACACCUCAGUCUAUUUGAUGUCAUACACCUUGAACCCUCAGAGAACCUAAUGGACUCCAAUUCUUUUUUAUCUUCUAAAGAUAUCAAAGGAGAUGACUCUCUAACAAUUGAUGUCACCAAGGCAGUGAAACGAUGGAUAAAGUCCAAGGUGCAAUUGAAUAAACUAGAAAUGUUUCUGAAGAUGAAGGCUCCACUGGAUAUGUGCUUCAAAACCGAAGAGUCUGCUGUAUAUUCUGAUAGUAGUCACCCUCCCAUUUUAAUCAUUUUCUCAGAUGAUCAAAGUGAAAAUAAUGUGAAGGAGAACCCCAUGGAUUUAACCCAAAUGAUGUUUUAUCAGCAAAGUAACAACAUUGAAAUAUAUUCCAAAAAUACCACAGAUGAUCAUGGUGAAGGACACGAACCCUUAGAGGAAGGUAAACCAAGGGCAAAGCGCAGUGCAGAAAGGAGCCACUGCACAAAGGCAUCACUGAUAGUCAACUUCAAAGACAUUGGAUGGGACUCCUUCAUUCUCUUUCCUCCAAGUUAUGAUGCUGGCCAGUGUGUAGGAGAUUGCUACCUUCCCCUUACAGAUAAUCUGACUCCUACAAAACAUGCCAUUGUGCAGUCAGUGAUGCAUAAGAACAAACCCAAUGAUGUGCGAAACGUUUGCUGUGUGCCAACCAAAUUAGAUAGUAUACCUGUUUUAUACCUGGAAAAACAAACAGCCUCCAUAACUGCAAAACAACAACCAGCCUUGAGGAAAUAUUACGACAUGAAAGUAGUGGAGUGCGGCUGUAGGUAG
Bufo gargarizans (Asiatic toad) is the source of this 1233-nucleotide messenger RNA. Its product is annotated as dorsalin-1-like. NCBI's taxonomy places the organism in Eukaryota, Metazoa, Chordata, Amphibia, Anura, Bufonidae. Gene Ontology annotation, cellular component: extracellular region. Gene Ontology annotation, biological process: SMAD protein signal transduction; BMP signaling pathway. Bases 1 to 1233 code for a protein of 410 amino acids. The record is from RefSeq and is a predicted model, not a curated record. Gene Ontology annotation, molecular function: growth factor activity; cytokine activity. The transcript has 2 exons.